UUCAAUUUGAGUACUGUCACAAUGAACAACACACAAUCGCACCCAAAGCCGCAGAUUGUGUGGGAUGAAGAGCAUACCGUGAAGCUGAUCAAGGCAUACAAGGCGCAGAAUGUUCUGUGGAAUCCAGAAAAUCGCGGUUUCCUGCAUCGCAAUGCGAGAUACGAUGCCUGGAAAGAGAUGGCCAAUGUUAUGCAGUUGACCAUACGCGACGUUAAGAGAAAAAUGAAUUCGCUAAUUGGCGUCUACAGAUCACAGUACCGCAAGGGUGUUACUAAUCCUCGCUGGUGGGCCAGUCACAUGUCCUUUAUGCAGCCGAAGUUGAUUAAAAAACCAAACACUUUCGAUCAUUCUGAAAAUAGCGACAAUUCCAUUGGGAACGAGCCCUACGACAGCGAACAGGAAUUUAUAUCAGCCAAAUCAACGCAGCGUCGGUAUCAAUCGGCAUUCCAUGAAUUUCGCGCUGAAUUCGAGCUGCCCAGACGUGUUCCGCUCCACGAACAGCAGCAGCAACAGCAACAGCAGGAGAAGGAGAAGGAAAAGGCGGAGGUAGUGCAGCAGCAGGAGGCCAUCAGCGCUACCUUCCCGCUGAUGCAAGAUGAAUUCGUACAGCUGAAGACUGAGCUGGAAGAGAUCGAAAUAGUUGAGCAGCUAGAGAACGAAAGUCCCCCAGCACAGCCAGAGAUUGAGAGUCCCUCGUAUCAGCCGGAGAAUCUGGACGACGACGAUGUGACACUCUAUGUCAAAUAUCUGGAGUGCAAGCUAAAGAAGUAUCCCCCGCACACACGCAAUGCCAUCCAAUUUGAGUUUAAUCGCAUCAUCUACGAAGCCGAUCUGGGACUGCACGACAGGGCUUCAAAGUUUUCAUAGACGCGCAACCGAUCUAUAGAAUAUUAUGUUUAAGUUCGUUUAUCUAAUCUAAAGAUAGAUGCAAAGCAUCUGUAAUACCAUUCCCUAAGCCCAUCAAUAUGCUGCGAGGAUAAUUUAGAUAGUUUCUUUAAAAGAAUUUCAAUAAUAUUAUCUCUAUGUAAACUAUUACUUUAAGAUCGGAGACUGUUCAGACUAGUCUCGCCUCAUCGUAAUCUUAAGCCCAUGAAUGUGAUUUUAUAGAUAAAUUUGUGUUCCAUAUAUG
Drosophila arizonae is the source of this 1129-nucleotide messenger RNA. RefSeq lists its product as uncharacterized. NCBI's taxonomy places the organism in Eukaryota, Metazoa, Arthropoda, Insecta, Diptera, Drosophilidae. The record is from RefSeq and is a predicted model, not a curated record.